UGGACUGAUUGGGGGAUGGAUGCCGAGGGUAAAUACCGACGUCACGUACGGGAUCAUUAGCCAGAUAUCCUUAGUUCCACGACGAUCCUCUUACCGCUGACAUCAUUAUCCAAACGUUCUCUUAGAAGGAGGUUGUUGAUCCUGUUUUGCCCAUUAACUUUUUGCUUCUUUCUUCACCUCGUCAUUCACCUCGUCAUUCAGUGUUCAAUGAAAUUCCACGGUGUUGACUGGAAAUAUUUUUCCAAUUAUUUUUAGUGUUGUGUUUGGCUUAAGUUUCAGUGUUAUAAAAAAUAGAGAUGAUGGAAAAUUAUUGAAAGAAUUGAAAAGCAAAAGAUGGAUCAAGAUCCGACGGACGUGUCGGACAGGAGUGAGUCAAACCACUCGGAGGUGCGUGCUUUUCAGGGCUACGAAAAACUAAAGGAACUCAAUUUAACAGUGGACAAAAAUAAGGAUGACACUUUCAAGAAAGACUUCAUGGAGGGCAGAUCUCAUUCCGUGAGAUUUGACGAGUUCAUAACGGAUGCAAGUGAAUUGGCAAUGGCACUGAACAAACCAAAGGAUUUUAAUUUCCUAUCCGAUCAAAUUCGCUACGGAGUAACAAGAAAUUCGACUGGUGAUGAAAUAUCCGAACUAGAUAAUUUAUCGAGAAAUAAAGAGCUUUCGAAUCAAAAGGACGUGGUAUUUAACAUUCGUCAGAAGAAUAAUUCUUCUCUAGACAGAAAUAACAAGGAAAUUCUCAUGGAUAGAGAAAUAAAGGAUUUUGGAAUUUUGAAAAAUUAUAAUUUGGAAAGGAUGAAGGAAUUUAAUUUAUCGUUCGAUAGGGUGAGGGAUAAUAAUUUGGGUAUUGAAAGACUCCGAGGGAAUUCCUUAAUGGAAAAUCCCGGAAUUCUGGAGUCCAGUGAUUAUAUGAAUUUACAAAUUCAACAGAGGAAUCCUGAUUUGGAUGCCUUAACUUACGAGAGGAUGAGGAGAUCACAUCUCUUAACCACUGAUUUGUCGACACAGAGUAUUGCCACUCAGCGUUCAAGAUCGGUUAGUCAAAGUCAAUAUCAACAUCAACAACAGCAGGUGAAAUCUUUUACGAUCGAUGCAAUUUUGGGCUUGAGAAAUAAUCAGAGGGAGAAGCAUCAAAAAGGACAUCAUUCCUACAGAAAACAUCAAGGUCAAGAAAGUUCGACGAAAGGAAGUUCAUCCAGUUCUUAUUCUAACGGAGGUGGAAAAUUAAAGAGGGUAAGAACCAUUUUCACCGCCGAACAAUUGGAGCGUUUAGAAGGCGAAUUUGCCCGACAACAAUAUAUGGUCGGACCCGAGAGACUGUAUCUAGCACAUGCUUUACGAUUGACAGAAGCUCAAGUCAAGGUUUGGUUUCAAAAUCGUAGAAUAAAGUGGCGAAAAUUAAAUCACGAACAACAAAGUCAACGAUUACACGAAUUUCAUCAAACUUCUCUGACGAAUUUAGAUCAGGACGACAGUAACGAGGCGAGUGAAUGGCAAAAGUGA
Messenger RNA from Leptopilina heterotoma, 1500 nucleotides. Its product is annotated as homeobox protein engrailed-2a-like. Gene Ontology annotation, molecular function: DNA binding; DNA-binding transcription factor activity, RNA polymerase II-specific. The record is from RefSeq and is a predicted model, not a curated record. Lineage: Eukaryota; Metazoa; Arthropoda; Insecta; Hymenoptera; Figitidae. Gene Ontology annotation, biological process: neuron differentiation; central nervous system development; regulation of DNA-templated transcription. The transcript has 2 exons. The coding region runs from base 334 to 1500 and encodes 388 amino acids.